CCCUCCUCCCCUCCCCAUUCCUGGCCUACCAGCCAAGAACACCGCGCGGCUGGCGGCUGCGGUUACACUACUCAAGUGUGAACAAAAAGGUCCAUGCUUCUCCCCAUCUCGCUUCCCUUUUCUGCUCCGUAAAGGCAACAGUAGCAGAUCUUGGAUUCGGCUGCAGGCGGUAGCAACGCACGCAGCAGCAGGAGUAGGAGCUGGCGUUCUGAGCGAGAGGGUGCGUGUGGUGGCCGUGGGCGGCGGCGGGGAUCUUGGGCGCGCGCGGAUCCUGGGCUCUGGCUCUGAAGGCGCCGCCGUCCUGUUUUUCUGUCCCUCAGUUUCAGAUAGUGCUUCAAUCCAAUACCGCUUCUUGCUUGCCUGAAAGAUUUGUGAACUAUGAAGCCACCUUUGGAGAGGAACCCUACCAAGAAGCGCCAUUCGUGGUGGUGGGACAGUCACAUUAGCCCCAAGAACUCGAAAUGGCUUGCAGAAAAUCUCGAAGAAAUGGAUAAGCAAGUGAAGGAAAUGCUCCAGCUGAUCGAGGAGGACGGCGACUCCUUUGCAAAGAAAGCACAGAUGUACUACCAGAGGCGUCCAAUGCUCAUCACUCAUGUCGAGAAUUUCUACAGGAUGUACCGCGCUCUAGCUGAGCGCUAUGACAAUGUCACCGGUGAAUUGCGCAAGAAUAUCCCAACAAGGCUGCAGUCAACAGGAUCUUUAGCUAGUUCAGAGUGUGGUUCUGAGCUCCAGAGGUCACCCUCACCAUCUCCUGAGCCACUACAGAGGUCAUGGACAAGAGAGCAGAGUCCUAGAGCUGCCGGCUUUGAUUUCUUCCUGAGUAACAAGAACAAUGAUUCGCCAGCAUCAAGGAAGGAGCCUGAGGAUCUGGCAUCGCAGUCAGAGUCUGAUGCGAAAUCCGAAGAUGGCGAGGAUGAUGGCAUUGCCUACACAUUGCAUCAAAGAGUUCUUGAACUUGAGGACGAGCUCAAUAUGACAAACCAGAAACUGCGUGAUGCAAAUGAAAAACUUGAGAUUUUGGAGGAGAAGAGCUUGAGGUGCCAUUGUGAUUAUAAAGAGAAUGGAAAUGUUGCUGAUCAAACAGCAAUUUUGUCCAGAGAGCACUCUAAUAUGUUGGAACAAAACAAGAAGCUAGAAGCUGACAUUAUUGAGCUCAAGGAAGAAGUGGAUUCAGCAAGAAGGCAAUUUGAAGAGGAAUUGUCUGAAAGGGAUGGAGAAAUUAGCAAGUUAAAGCAAGACCUUGCUGAUGCUUCAGAGAAAUUGCUACAAGAGAAGUGCACUAAUGGUGCGCGAAUAUCUGAGCUGCAAAAAUCGGUUAAAGACAUCAGGUCCAAACUAGAGAGAGUUUCUGAAGAGAAAUUACUAGUUGAGAAGCAGGUUAAGGAGCUGGAGGAAGCAAAUGCUGAAGCUGAAAAGUACAGUCAAGAACUGACUGAAGACGCUGAAAGGCUUUCAGAGGAGAAGUUCAGGCAUGAAGCUGAGAUUCUCACAAUGCAGCAGAGCAUUGAAAAUCUGAAGUCCAGAAUUGAGAGCCUUGCUCAAGAGAAAUCGUUGAUGACAACAUGGUUCUCAGACUUGGAGCAAGUUGUGGGGCGGGGAAGGAGCAUUUUCGUCGGGUAACCAAGUUUUAUCGGAAAUAUCAGUAGCUAGAAUUUAGCAAGUUAGCAACAUUUUAUUUUUUCCAUAUAUAUACCAUCAUGUGAAAUUAAGAAGCCCUACCAUACGUAAGUGUACUACCAUUGUCCUUGCUUGAAUUUUUACUUACGACGUGAGGGAUGGUGGUGAUGUACUAGUGAUACUUGAGAUAUUGUACUGAACUUACUCCUCGGUAAUAAAAUGCCCAUGGUGCACUUGCAGGUUCA
Molecule: messenger RNA, 1862 nt
Organism: Panicum hallii
Lineage: Eukaryota; Viridiplantae; Streptophyta; Magnoliopsida; Poales; Poaceae
Product: protein NETWORKED 4B-like
Exons: 4
Coding region: 379-1620 (413 amino acids)
Cellular component (GO): vacuolar membrane
Molecular function (GO): actin binding
Source: RefSeq, a predicted model, not a curated record